Messenger RNA from Penaeus monodon (black tiger shrimp), 762 nucleotides. RefSeq lists its product as uncharacterized. Gene Ontology annotation, molecular function: protein dimerization activity. The record is from RefSeq and is a predicted model, not a curated record. The transcript has a single exon. Bases 1 to 762 code for a protein of 253 amino acids. NCBI's taxonomy places the organism in Eukaryota, Metazoa, Arthropoda, Malacostraca, Decapoda, Penaeidae.
AUGGAUGUAGCAGUCCAACAUAUUGAUGGCUUCCUUGAAUGGAUCCAGGAUUAUCGAGAACAUGGUUUCGCUGCUGCAGAAACUACAGCUAAAGAACUUGCCCCUACUAUGGAUGUUCCUUGCGAAUAUACGCCUGUUAAAAUUCGACGAAAGCGAAGACUGUUUGAUUAUGAAGGUGAAGAUUCCGCAACACAUACCCCACGAGAACUGUUCAAAACAGACUAUUUCCUGCGCGUAAUUGAUUCCAUAAGUCAAUCUGUGAAGGAACGUUUUGAUCUACUGAAUGCUUUCUUUCGUGGUUUCGAGAUUCUCACUAAUAUCUCUUCAUUGCGCGAUGCGAACAGAACUGAUGUUCUGACCAAUUGCAGAAGACUAGCAAAGGCCUUGUCUCAUAAUGACAGGACAGACACUGACGGUGAAGGUUUGUGGGAUGAGCUGAUUUCUCUGUGUUAUGUAAUCCCCGAAAAAUCCUCUGCGACGUUUGUGCUGAAAUACGUGAUAGAUCAUUCACUAACAGAUGCCUACCCAAACACCUUUGUUGCUCUUCGGGUUUUCCUCACUCCGCCAGUCACAGUUGCUGCAGCAGAGCGCAGCUUCUCUCGGCUGAAGCUGAUAAAGACAUACCUGCACUCCACCAUGUCGCAGGAAAGACUCAGUGGCUUGGCCAUUCUUUCAAUUGAAAACGAAAUUGCAAGUGCUUUAGACUAUUCUAAAUUGAUAGAUGACUUUAGUAAGAGGAAUGCCAGAAAAAUAGUUUUGUAA